Messenger RNA from Arachis stenosperma, 1883 nucleotides. Its product is annotated as LEC14B homolog. Lineage: Eukaryota; Viridiplantae; Streptophyta; Magnoliopsida; Fabales; Fabaceae. The coding region runs from base 257 to 1678 and encodes 473 amino acids. Gene Ontology annotation, cellular component: Cul4-RING E3 ubiquitin ligase complex. Gene Ontology annotation, molecular function: protein binding. Gene Ontology annotation, biological process: proteasome-mediated ubiquitin-dependent protein catabolic process. The record is from RefSeq and is a predicted model, not a curated record. The transcript is spliced from 10 exons.
AGAUAAUAAAUCAUACAUAACUAAAAUAUUAAGGUAUGGAGACGACUGGGCGUGGGAAAAGGCAAAUGGAAGCUUUGGACAAUCCAAACCGAUUCAUUCAUUUCCAUCAACACACUCUUCUCUUUUUCUCUUACACUCCCUUCUUAGUUUUCGACCACAACAGACUCAUUUGGGAUUUCUAACACUACUUCCUGUUAUUCCAAUCAAGAGCUAAGGAUAUAUAGAGAGUGAGAAGCAAUCAAGAAAAUAGUGAAUUAUGAUUCGGUUGAACAAAGAUACGAGUACCUGUAGUGAAGGUAGUGCCAGUAGUGAGUCUGUUUGUAGUGGAAUAUCUGGAGAAGGGACAAGUAUUCUUGAUCAUGAAAUUGCACAGCUCACAAAACUCAGGUCAAGUCCCUAUGUGCUUUUGGGUCGCAAUAUUCCCGGCCGGAUGAGGUUACCUGCUUCGACCGUAAGAAUGCUAGUAGGUAGAGAAGGUAACUAUUCUGGACAAGGGAGAUUCUCGUCCGCGGAUAGAUGUCAUAUUUUAAGCCGCUAUUUGCCCACCAAAGGUCCUUGGAUUGUGGAUAGAAUGCGAAGCCGUGCCUAUAUUUCACAAUUUUCAGCUGAUGGUUCUCUUUUCAUUGCUGGUUUCCAGGGAAGCCAAAUCAGGGUCUAUGAUGUUGAAAGGGGCUGGAAACUUAAGAAGGACAUCUCUGCACGAAACUUACGGUGGACAAUCACUGAUACUUCUCUCUCACCCGAUCAACAACAUCUUGUUUAUGCUAGCAUGUCACCAAUUGUCCAUAUUUGCACAGUGGGAUCUGCUGUAACACAGUCAAUAGCUAAUGUCACAGAAAUUCAUUAUGGACUAAAUUUCUCUGCCGAUGAAGAUGAAGAUGAAUUUGGUAUUUUCUCUAUCAAGUUCUCAACAGAUGGACAAGAGCUUGUGGCUGCAACCAGUGAUAGCUCAAUAUGUGUUUAUGAUCUUGGAGCUGAUAAACUAAGCCUUAGAAUUCCUGCUCAUAUGUCUGAUGUUAAUGCGGUCUGCUUUGCUGAUGAAUCUGGCAAUAUCAUAUAUUCUGGAAGUGAUGAUAGUUUCUGCAAGGUCUGGGAUAGGCGGUGCUUUGUCACGAAAGGACAACCAGCUGGUACUUUAAUGGGACAUUUAGAUGGCAUUACAUUCAUUGACAGCCGUGGGGAUGGUCGUUAUUUAAUUUCUAACGGAAAAGAUCAAACUACCAAAUUAUGGGACAUAAGGAAGAUGUCUUCUAAUGCCAUAAGCACGGGUCUUGCAGACGAGGAUUGGGAUUAUCGGUGGAUGGACUACCCUGACUAUGCAAGAAAUUUAAAGCAUCCCCAUGACCAGUCGUUGGCAACGUAUAAAGGACACUCAGUGUUGCGUACUCUAAUUCGCUGUUAUUUCUCGCCAUCAUAUACCACCGGUCAAAAGUACAUUUACACCGGAUCCAGUGAUUCGUCGGUUUACAUAUAUGAUUUGGUGAGUGGAGCUCAAGUUGCAAAACUUGACCAUCAUGAGGCACCAGUAAGAGACUGUAGUUGGCACCCUUUCUAUCCAAUUCUAGUCACUUCGGCAUGGGAUGGUGACAUUGUUAGGUGGGAGUUUCCCGGAAGUAAUGAAGCCCCGGCUUCUCCGAAUAGACGAGUAGCUCGCCGGAGAGGCUUUUAUCACAUAUAGCUGUUGUUCUUUGUACAUAUAUAUGGAUGGACAUGCAUCUAAUGCAUGCAAUAUAGGCCCUUUUAAGUGUUACGCUAGUUGUUGCUGCAUUAGCUUAAUGAUGAUAAUAAAAUGUAUAUUUGAAGUGCUUGUUUUAGGUAAGUCUUAAAGUGGUUUUUGAAUUUUUAUUCAGAGUAUUAAAUUGGUUUCUUAACUUUCAAUUGUC